UGGUCUACCUGUGUUUCUGGUGCCUGAGCUGUCUCUGAUACCUGGUUUCUCGUACCUGUGCUGUUGGACUGAGUGAAUCAUGGUGGCCGAGGUCUUGAAGUGCCUGUGGAAAUAUCGGAAUUACCUCAUCAUUUUCCUCACCCCCCUGCUCAUCCUGCCCCUACCACUCGCCAUCAACACCCCGCAAGCAAAGUGUGGUUUUGUGAUUAUCCUGAUGGCUCUGUACUGGUGCACAGAGUGUAUCCCACUGGCGGUCACAGCCCUGCUGCCAGUCAUCCUCUUCCCCAUGAUGGGCAUCAUGGAGUCAGGAGAGGUGUGUGUGCAGUACCUGAAGGACUCGAACAUGCUGUUUAUUGGGGGUCUGCUGGUGGCCAUUGCAGUGGAGCACUGGAACCUGCACAAGCGCAUCGCUCUGAGAGUGCUGCUCAUCGUGGGAGUGAAACCUGCACUGUUAAUGAUGGGCUUCAUGGGCACCACAGCCUUCCUCUCCAUGUGGAUCAGCAACACCGCCUCCACAGCCAUGAUGCUGCCCAUCGCCCAGGCCGUGCUCAAUCAGCUGAGCCGCACCGAGGAGGCCCAGGACCGGGAGCAGCAGGAGGCCGCCGGCGUCGAUAACGAGGCCUUCCACAUGAGCGACAUGAAGGAGGGUCCCACCAAGGAGCCUGUGGGGGAUGAGGAAUGGGGCAGUGCAACGAUGGAGGAGCGGAGGCUGAGGCGGGAGCAGAAGUACCUGAAGCUGACGAAGGGGAUGAGUCUGAGCGUGUGCUACGCUGCCAGCAUCGGGGGCACUGCCACCCUCACGGGCACCACCCCCAACCUCAUCCUGAAGGGCCAGGUGGAUGAGCUAUUUCCAAAAAAUGGCGGUAUAAUAAACUUUGCCAGCUGGUUUGGGUUCUCUUUCCCAAAUAUGCUGCUGAUGUUGGUCCUCUCUUGGUUCUGGCUGCAGUUCAUGUUUCUGGGACUGAACUUUAAGAAGACAUUUGGCUGCGGCUCCAAGAACAAAGCGGACAAGGAGGCCUACCAGGUGAUGAAGAAUGAGUACAAAAGCCUGGGCACCAUCAGCUUUGCUGAAGGUUCCGUCCUCGUCAUCUUCGUCCUGCUGGUGGUCCUGUGGUUCACCCGGGAGCCAGGAUUCAUGCCCGGCUGGGCCACCGUACUUUUCAACCAGGAUCAAACGUUUGUGACUGACGGCACGGUGGCCAUCUUCAUGUCCACUCUGUUCUUCCUGUUUCCUGCACGGUUGCCGAGCUGUUCCCGAGGCAACGGGCAGGAGAAUUGGAAGGCGCCACCUACGCUGCUGAACUGGGACGUGGUCCAUGAGAAGAUGCCCUGGAACAUCAUUCUCCUGCUGGGGGGUGGCUUUGCCCUGGCACGGGGCAGUGAGACGUCAGGGCUCUCUCAGUGGUUGGGGGACAGCCUGUCUCCGCUGAAAGAGAUCCCUCCUUUUGCCAUCUCUCUGCUGCUCUGCAUGCUGGUGGGAACCUUCACAGAGUGCUCCAGUAACACAGCCACCACCACACUAUUCCUACCCAUCCUCGCGUCUAUGGCCACUGCUAUAGAGCUGCACCCGCUCUACGUCAUGCUGCCCUGCACCAUCUGCGCCUCGCUGGCCUUCAUGCUCCCCGUGGCCACGCCGCCCAACGCCAUCGCCUUCUCCUACGGCAACCUGAAGGUCAUGGACAUGGCCAAGGCGGGCCUGAUGCUGAACGUCAUCGGAGUUCUGUCCAUCAACUUCGCCAUCAACACCUGGGGAAUGGCCAUGUUCGAACUGAACAGCUUCCCUCCGUGGGCUAACGUCACACACACAAAACCCUGAGAGAGAGAGAGAGAG
Messenger RNA from Conger conger (European conger), 1831 nucleotides. RefSeq names its product solute carrier family 13 member 2-like. NCBI's taxonomy places the organism in Eukaryota, Metazoa, Chordata, Actinopteri, Anguilliformes, Congridae. Gene Ontology annotation, molecular function: transmembrane transporter activity. The record is from RefSeq and is a predicted model, not a curated record. The transcript has 12 exons. Gene Ontology annotation, cellular component: membrane. The coding region runs from base 80 to 1816 and encodes 578 amino acids. Gene Ontology annotation, biological process: monoatomic anion transmembrane transport.